Molecule: messenger RNA, 956 nt
Organism: Lolium rigidum
Lineage: Eukaryota; Viridiplantae; Streptophyta; Magnoliopsida; Poales; Poaceae
Product: dehydration-responsive element-binding protein 1A-like
Exons: 1
Coding region: 103-807 (234 amino acids)
Biological process (GO): regulation of DNA-templated transcription
Molecular function (GO): DNA-binding transcription factor activity; DNA binding
Source: RefSeq, a predicted model, not a curated record
UCAGCAACCAAAAGCAUCCAGAAGGCUAGGACUUCCGAGGAUAAGGAACAGAGGAUACUGAGAUUGCGCUGAGCUCUUUGUUGGAUUUGUGAAUCGAAGAAGAUGUGUCCCAUCAAGAAGGAGAUGAGCGGGGAGUCGGGCUCGCCGUGCAGCGUGGACUACAACUCUCCCUCGACUUCGUCGGAGCAACUGCAGGGACAGAAACAGGCGGCGUGGACGAAGCGGCCGGCGGGGCGGACAAAAUUCAGGGAGACGCGGCACCCGGUGUACCGCGGCGUGCGGCGCAGGGGCAAUGCCGGGCGGUGGGUGUGCGAGGUGCGCGUCCCGGGGCGGCGCGGGAGCAGGCUCUGGGUCGGCACCUUCGACACUGCCGAGAUCGCCGCGCGCGCGCAUGACGCCGCCAUGCUCGCUCUCUCUGCCGGCGACGUGUGCCUCAACUUCCCUGACUCCGCUGAGCUGCUCGCUGUAUCAGCAUCCUACCGCAGCCUCAACGAGGUGCGCCACGCCGUCACCGAGGCCGUCGAGGACUUCGAGCGGCGACAGGCGCUGGGCGAGGAGGACGCUCUUUCCGGCACCUCCCCCUCGACGCCCUCCUCUCCGCUCACCGACGACGAGGAGGCGACCUCGCGGGCCGAGGACUCGCCGUUCGAGCAGGACGUCCUGGGCGACAUGGGCUGGGACCUGUACUACGCGAGCUUGGCACAGGGCAUGCUCAUGUCGCCUCCUUUUCUGGCUGUGUCUGCGGCGCUCGGCGAUUACGGCGAGGCCAACCUCGCCGAUGUGCCACUUUGGAGCUACCAGAGCUAGCUUAGUUCGCGCCACUUCAAAUUUUACCUCGCUCCUUCGGUGUCGUCUUGGCUUCGGAUGCCAAAUUUUGGUUCUGUGCGCUCACUGUCUGCAGUUUCCGGUAAUGUGAUGUGAUGGUGCAAAUUGGGAAAACAGAGCAUGGAUUUUCA